Messenger RNA from Acipenser ruthenus (sterlet), 1439 nucleotides. RefSeq lists its product as uncharacterized. The coding region runs from base 398 to 1000 and encodes 200 amino acids. The record is from RefSeq and is a predicted model, not a curated record. NCBI's taxonomy places the organism in Eukaryota, Metazoa, Chordata, Actinopteri, Acipenseriformes, Acipenseridae. The transcript has 2 exons.
AUAGAUAGAUAUAUACGUACACACACACAGUAUUAAGUUUCCAAAUAAUAUAGUUUUUAAUAAAACAAAUUCAAACUCGUCGCCUCUCCUCCUCACAGCCGUUCUCUCGGCUUUCUUGGUGCUCGAGCGCCCCUUUGUGGCUCAAACUCAUAAUAACGGUCGAAGUGAGUGAAGACACUGAGCUCUAGGUUUUGUGAAUGGAGGCUGUUCUGCUGUGAGUAUAUCGGGGUGCUCUGUGCUCCCCUCGUUAAUGAUCGCGUUGCUAUAGGUUUUGUGAAUGGAGGCUGUUCUGCUGUGAGUAUAUCGGGGUGCUCUGUGCUCCCCUCGUUGAUGAUUAUAAUUGUGUUGCAGACUCAAAACACAGCUAACGGAGGAACAAGUGAUUUAAGACACAGACAUGGACAGGACUCCAAGGACAAGAAACAGUCCAGCUGAACCACCUGCUCUGUCAGAAGACCAUGACAGAGAGCAGGACGAGGAGGAGACGGAGAGGAGGGAGGACGAGGAGGAAUUGGAGAGACUGAGGAGGGAGGAGGAGGAGAGACUGAGGAGGGAGGAGGAGGAGAGACUGAGGAGGGAGGAGGAGGAGAGACUGAGGAGGGAGGAAGAGAGACUGAGGAGGGAGGAGGAAGAGAGACUGAGGAGGGAGGAGGAGGAGAGACUGAGGAGGGAGGAGGUGGAGAAACUGAGGAUGGGGAUGGAGGAACUGAGGAGGGAGAUGAAUGAGGUGAAACUGUGGAGGGUGAUGGAGGAACUGAAGAAAAUAAAGGAGGAGAAACUGAGGAAGGAGCUGGAGGAGGAACUGAAGAGCGAGAAGGAGAGACUGAGGAAGGAGCUGGAGGAGAAACUGAAGAGGGAGAAGGAGAGACUGAGGAAGGAGCUGGAGGAGAAACUGAAGAGGGUGAUGCAGGAGGGACGGGGGAGGGAACUGGAGCAGAAACUGAGGGAUGAGAUGGAGAAACUGAGAACGGAGGGGGGGAGUAUGUGUAAUAUUUCAUGAUAGAUGUUGUCACAAAGAUUGGGUAAGAACAAUAGGGGUGCAUUGCUACAACAAAAUGGGACCAUCAUCAUCAUCAUAAUAAUAAUAAUAAUAAUAAUAAUAAUAAUAAUAAUAAUAAUAAUAAUAAUAGCACUUGUGGCAGGGCUGUUGGGACCUUUACAGGUCAUGCAGGGUUAUGAGCUCCACUGUAUAACUGUUCAUAUUUGUGUAUCAAGUCAGUAUAAUUGUUUUAAGAUGUGUUCAUAGUAACAUUUAGUAUUUAGGCUCCAAGUAAACAAGACCACGCAAAAAGGUGUGUUGUGUCUCUAUAGCAGCCUGAGAACAAAUAUCCAUUUAUAAUUCUUAUAAUCUCGUAAAUCCUUUUUUUUUUAUCAGUAUUUUUAUUCACUACCGUAUGAAUAAAUACUUAGAAAUAGAAAUAAAUAAAUCAAUAAUGUUU